AACCCUCUUUCUCUCUUACUUCCAGUUAUCAAUGCAGAAACACAAGUUGCAAGUCAUGACAGAUAGCCAGAAAAUUCACCCUAUGGUGGCAGAUGUGGAAGCACCGCCACCAACAUCACCGUUGGUGCCUCCAGGUUCAACAAUGUCAGACAAAGCCACCACUCCUCCUCCUCUUCGUCCUCUUCCACCACCACCAUUAUGUAAUAAUAAUGAUAUUCCAGCAACAAUUUACCCAGAACCGCAGAAGACGAGAAAAAGCUGUUGCUGCAAGUGCAUAUGCUGGACAAUAGGUAUUAUCUUCUUUGUACUAAUUCUCAUCGGCGCCAUUGCUGGCAUUCUCUACCUUAUCUUCCAACCCAAAAUUCCCAAAUAUUCUGUCUAUAGCUUGAGAAUAAGUGAUCUAAGGCUCAAUUUUGACGCGAGUCUUUAUGCGAAAUUUGAUGUCAAGAUCACAGCCAAUAAUCCAAACAAGAAAAUAGGUAUUUACUAUGAGAAGGGAGGACAUUUGAGUGUAUGGUAUGGAGAGACACGUCUCUGUGCAGGUUCAAUACCAAAGUUCUAUCAAGGUCAUAGGAACGUAACAAAGCUAGAUGUUAGCUUAAGUGGACAAACACAGUAUGGAAGCACUUUAAUGCAAGCAUUACAAGAACAACAACAAACAGGACAAAUUCCGUUGGACCUUAAGGUGGACGCACCAGUUGCUGUGAAAUUUGGGAGACUGAAGCUGAGGAAGGUGAGGAUCUUGGGAGAUUGUAACUUGGUUGUGGAUAGCUUAACUACCAACAAUAUCAUUAGCAUUAAAGCUAGUAAUUGCAAGUUUAGAUUGAAACUCUGA
Jatropha curcas is the source of this 835-nucleotide messenger RNA. Its product is annotated as Late embryogenesis abundant (LEA) hydroxyproline-rich glycoprotein family. Gene Ontology annotation, biological process: defense response to other organism. The record is from RefSeq and is a predicted model, not a curated record. NCBI's taxonomy places the organism in Eukaryota, Viridiplantae, Streptophyta, Magnoliopsida, Malpighiales, Euphorbiaceae. Gene Ontology annotation, cellular component: plasma membrane.